GGAGCCAAGAUAAAAGGUUGGCCAUAAAAAGAUGGUCGUAAUAACAACGUCAACAAUGGUGGCCGUUUCUAUCGCUGUAAUGAAACCCCUCUUGGAUAAACUGGCCACCCUUAUGGGGGAUGAGUUCGCUAAGUUGAAGAACCUCCGAAAAGAGGUCAAGUUGAUCAGCGAUGAGCUUACUGGCAUGAAGGAUGCUCUUGAGGAGCUUUCUCAUCUAGACGAGCUAGAUCGACCAACGACGAGAUGGAGAGACAAGGUGAGGGAGAUGUCUUAUGACACAGAGGACAUUAUCGAUGAUUUCAUGCUGAACUUUCGGCAGAGCAAUAAAAAUAUUGGUUUCUUUAGCAACACUAUUAAUCGCCUCAAAACUUUGAGGGCUCGUCACAAUAUUGGUGGCCAGAUCAAGGAGAUCAAGGCACUUGCGCUUGAGGCAAGCGCUUGGCGCCAACGCUACACCCCCGUGUACAAGCCUGAUACUCCCCCAUCAUUCAAUGUGGCCAUGCAUUCACGAGUUGUCACACUCUAUGAAGAUGCGGCUAAUCUUGUUGGUGUGGAAGAGCCAACGAAUGAGCUUGUCAACUUGCUAGCUGACGAGGACAAGCAGCUGAAGAUGGUAUCAAUUGUGGGAUUUGGAGGUCUAGGAAAAUCAACACUUGCCAAUGUGGUACUUAUGAGACUGAAGGGAAGAUUUCACCAGACUGCUUUUGUGUCGGUGUCUCAAAAGCCGAACAUCCCAAAACUUCUCUAUAGUUUGUUGUUUCAGCUUGGGGAUGCACCACCUUCUAAUGAUUUGGCGUUAAAUGUUCUUAUCGACAUACUCAGGAAACGUCUACAACAUAAAAGGUACUUCAUUGUAAUGGAUGAUAUAUGGGAUGUACAAGCAUGGGAUGUUAUUAAAUGUGCUUUCCCACAAAAUAAUCUUGGCAGCAGAGUAAUAGUAACUACUAGAAUUCAGGAUGUGGCCAAAGCAUGUUGCUUACAUGGAAGUCAUCACAUUUUAGAAAUGAAGCCUCUUAGCAACGAAGACUCAAGAACAUUGUUUCUUGGUAGGAUAUUUGGCUCCGAAGAAGCUUGCCCUCGUGAGCUUUGGGAUAUAUCGGUUGAAAUUCUCAAAAGGUGUGGCGGUUUGCCUCUUGCAAUUAUCACUAUAUCCAGCAUGCUAGCAAGUGAAAACUCCUAUCAAAUGGAAAGGUGGGAACAUGUAAGGGACUCUCUGGGAUCAAUAACAAACCUCACAUUGGAAAAGAUGAGGCAAAUCUUAAACCUCAGCUACAAAGAUCUUCCUUCUCAUCUUAAGUCAUGUUUUCUAUAUCUUGGUAUGUAUCCAGAGGAUUACAAGAUAGACAAAUAUAAUCUGCAACACCAAUGGAUAGCUGAAGGUUUUAUCACUAAAGAAAAUGGACAAGAUGUGGAGAAGGUUGCAAGAAGCUAUUUCAAUGAGUUGGUGAAUAGGAGCCUUAUUCAACCAAUAUAUUUUGACAAACGUGGAUCAGUGACAACAUGCAAAGUGCAUGACAUGAUGCUCGAUCUUAUCUUGAUUAAGUCUGCGGAAGAUAACUUUUUCACUAUAGUGGACAACCAACAAGCCAUUUCAGGACUGGACUGCAAGAUCCGCCGGCUGUCUAUCCGUAUGAAGAAUUUCUCUUCCACAAUGCUCGUGGGAAACAUUGGUAUGUCACAAGUCCGGUCACUUAUGGUGUUUGGGGAUAGUGGACAGAACGUACCAUCUUUUUCGGAGUUCAAGUUUUUGCGGGUUUUCUGUACUGACUGCUCCAGCUUUUGUUCAUAUGUUGGACUGUGUAAAUUGUACCAUCUAAGGUAUGUACAGAUCAGUGCAGCUCAUUGGUUUGAGCUACCAAUACAAAGUAGUGUGAUACAACAGUUGGAAACCCUUCAUCUGCACAUGAUGGUGUAUAAAUCAUAUGCUGCUUUGCUAUUGCAACCUUAUGGAAUUGGCCACAUAAAAUCCCUGCGCCAUCUAACUGGAUUUGAAAUUGAUAAAAAUAGCCUGGAUAAUAUCAAGGGCCUUGGGGAGCUGGCCAAUCUAAGAUACCUAUCUCUCAUAUGCAGAUCUUAUCUGUCCAACAUGGAGAAACCCAUGGAUGCUCUUUGCUCUUCUCUAGGAAGACUCGGUAGCCUCGAGGACCUACUGCUGGUCCAUGGCGCGGGUUGCAUAGAUGGCUUGUUUCCAUUGUCUCCUCCCCCAACUCCCUACCGCCUUCAGACACUCCUCAUUUCAGAACAAUCCUGGUUUAGCAUUGUCCCUAGCUGGAUGGGGAGACUCCGAAACCUCUGCGAGUUACAAUGCGGGGUUAUGGAGCUGCUAAAUGAUGGUGCUAGUAUCCUGGCGGAGUUACCUGCACUGAGUCGCCUGAAUAUCCAAAUCGGAUUAGCAUAUUAUCAUGAAAAGAUUGUCAUCAGUGGGAGUAGAGCAUUCCCUGCUCUGGAGUGUUUAAAUAUUGAGGUAGGAAUAGGAUGCCCAUCAAACAUGACCUUGCAGGCCGGUGCAAUGCCCAGGCUCCAGAGGCUCAACCUGAAGUUCGAUGGCCGCUGGUUGAAGCAGGAUGGGGUCACAGUCGCACCUGCCGGCAUGGAGCACUUGUUAGCACUCCAAGAAUUGUCUGCACAAAUUGUCUGCGAAACGGGUGCUCCAGAAUCUGAUAAAACAAGCAUAGAGUCUGGAUUCAGGAGUGCUAUAGCAAUGAAUCCACGCCAUCCGCUAUUUGGAAUCAAGUUUUUGGAGGAAGAAGAUUAAGUUUUCGCCUAAUUGGUACUGAUUCAUCAUUCGUCUCAGCAGCAGAAUAUUAAGGAGUGGCUUUCAUUGUCUAUCAUUUGGAACAACACGGCCAGAACAUUACAGGCAUACUGGAGGAAGAUGUCUCACGCACAUAUGUAUGUCACAAGAUAAGAUGUGUCAAGAUACCGAUUUGUUUAUUUCAUCCAACUAUUUCUUCUCCUUUUUCGAUAUCAUCCAUUAUUUACUUCGAGUUGCUUCUACCCUCUAAAUUGUUAUUGUCAGACUUCAAUUAUGCUUGUAAUAAAGGCAGGAGCUUGCACUGGCGGUGCUUUCCUCCCAGCCUCAGAAUUAUCUUUAUUGUUGUUUUUGGACUUUGGUGUGCUUGUUUGCUACCAGUGUGGUGAUAAAAACUUGGUAAGCGACUGAAGUGAUAUCUAUCAAUUCAACUGAGGUGUGAGCUGCU
Messenger RNA from Lolium perenne, 3200 nucleotides. Lineage: Eukaryota; Viridiplantae; Streptophyta; Magnoliopsida; Poales; Poaceae. The record is from RefSeq and is a predicted model, not a curated record.